Molecule: messenger RNA, 583 nt
Organism: Lucilia cuprina (Australian sheep blowfly)
Lineage: Eukaryota; Metazoa; Arthropoda; Insecta; Diptera; Calliphoridae
Gene: pen-2
Product: gamma-secretase subunit pen-2
Exons: 1
Coding region: 117-422 (101 amino acids)
Biological process (GO): Notch receptor processing
Cellular component (GO): gamma-secretase complex
Source: RefSeq, a predicted model, not a curated record
UCUUUUUUUUCGCUGUUGUUAUUGUUCGUACACAAUUGUAAAAAUUACAGAAUUUAAGGAAAAUAAAUUUUCAUGUUUUAAAUAUUUCUAAAUAUAUAAAUAACUUCAAAUUUAACAUGAAUAUUUCCAAAGCAACUGGAGAACAAAAACUUCAACUUUGUCGCACAUAUUUUCGUGCUGGUUUUGCUUUAUUGCCGUUUCUGUGGGCGGUAAACUUCUGUUGGUUUUUCAAAGAAGCCUUUACCAGACAAACAUAUCCGGAACAGUCACAAAUAAAAAAGUAUGUCAUUUACUCAGGCCUAGGGACAUUCGUGUGGACAGUGGCUUUAACGGUAUGGAUUAUUAUAUUCCAAACACAACGUGCCGAAUGGGGAGCAACAGCAGACUAUAUGAGUUUUAUUAUACCACUGGGAAAACCUUAAAUCUGGAGAUGUUUCUACUCUUUUGAUAUAUAAAAUAAGUUAAGUGUAAUGAAAAUUAAAGUGUUAAAUUAUAAAGUUUUUGAAUAUGGAAUCUAUUGUUUGAUGUAAACAAUGAAUAUUUGACAAAAUAUACUGUAUUAUGAUUCAUUAAAAAAUAUUAA